AUGAGACGGAGGCAUGUGCGUGCGGCUUCCUCAGCCUUGCUUGUCCUCUGCGUCGCCGUCGACCAAGAGGAGCGCUGCUGCUGCGGUCCCGAAUGCGACGAAGCCGGCACUUGCUAUGCGAUCCGGGAAGAAGAGGAGGUUUGCGCGACCUUGCUGCUGACUGCUUGCGAGGCAGAGCCAGCAUGCCGUUGGCAGAGCCAACGGCUUUGUGAAGAUUGCCGGGAACUUUGCAGAGCGAAGUACCUGGAGGACUUCGAGCGAUUCCGGCGGUCAUCUGCUUCAGCGUUUCUGAUCGCAUCGGGCUACGGUGGGUCGAAAGAAGAGAGCUUUGCGGGCUUCACCCAGCGCGAAGAGGAGCUAACUCAGACGGGCGGCCUUCAAGCCCACCGAGAGCACACGAGCUGGGAUGUGUCAGGGACGUCGGACGUGGCUCUGCUCGUCACCGAUGCUGAAACGAAGGUCUUGGGCUGCUGGGGCAGCGGGGGCCGCUACUGGCACAGCGAGGUGCAGACCUCGCUUGGACCGCGCCGCAGUACCCUGUGCGUGCCCUACAGCUGCACACAGGCCGAUGUGGAAGCCGUGCUGGCGCCGAUUUGGUUCCAGAGGUUCAUGGGCGUCGAUGCCGUCGCCAUCGAGAGGCUGACGGCCCAGGAGCUCUCGCACUGGGCCGACCUCCGGCUGGACUUCGCCCUUGUGGGCCUUGACGGUUGCGGCACCACGUCCUUGCGGCACAAUCUGGCAAAGCAUCCGGAGAUCAACUUCACACACCUGUCCGUCCACAACCAGGAUGAGGAUUUCUUUUUCAUGGAGAUGGGCCGGCAGACCUUGCCUCUCAUGUCGCAGGUGCAGCGGCUCAAUGCGCAUCGGGACGCGAUGGUUGGGGUGAAGCGUCUCGGCGUCUACCAGCCCGUCAUGUGGCGUGAGGAAGUGCUGGAGUUCGUGUUCAGUUUGAUUCCGGGCAUGCGAAUCGUGCUGGCCGUGUGCGACCCGGUGGAUCGCUUCGAGAGGAAGCUUCACUUGGAGCACGACGCCAACCCUCCGAAACUCCAGGAGCUGAUGGCUCGCAAGUUGGAGGACAAGACUGGGUACUUGCGCUUCGGCGCAGCGCUGGCCUCCAUGAAGAGAUCCUUCGGCGAUCACCUGCUCGUCGUGGAGAAGGACGACCUCACUGACCCUGAGACCUUUGAACGUGCAGCCCGUUUCCUGGACUUGGGGUCUUUUCCUUCUCGUGCACGUCUCAAGCGCUAUAACUCCCGCGGGCAGCACAGAGCACCUCUGUGUUCGCAGCCAUCGCUGAUCGACGCAGUGAAGGACGUGAUGUCGCCGGAGUACGAAGUCUUGGAGGCCCUGCUGCCACGACCCUCAGAAAGGCUCCGAAGGCGCCUCACGCGCUGCGAGUCACCGGACGGCUUCGAAGAG
Messenger RNA from Symbiodinium necroappetens, 1419 nucleotides. NCBI's taxonomy places the organism in Eukaryota, Dinophyceae, Suessiales, Symbiodiniaceae. The record is from the annotation of a GenBank genome assembly.